Molecule: messenger RNA, 720 nt
Organism: Ornithodoros turicata
Lineage: Eukaryota; Metazoa; Arthropoda; Arachnida; Ixodida; Argasidae
Exons: 1
Coding region: 1-720 (239 amino acids)
Source: RefSeq, a predicted model, not a curated record
AUGGUUCGCCUGACCGACCUGUUGGCUCAGCCCAAUCCAUCGGGCGAAGACAUGGAAGUUGUUCUCGAAUAUCUCAUCACGAAACGACAAGCUCUAUACGACCUUGAUCGCUCCAUCUUAGAGGCAACCCCAGAAGACGAGUUGGACGCAGAACUCAGCGUCGCGUUGGAAUACGAACAGAACCUCGAAGAGGCCAUCGCACGAGCACGUCGGUCGCUGCGACGCAUCCCGAGUUCGGCGCCCGUUGUCCAGCAGCGCUCUGAAGCCUCGAAGUCUGUCGCACUUCCGAAACUCCAGAUCCCAAAGUUCUCCAGCAAACUUCAGGAACGGCAACAGUUUUGGGAGCAUUUCGACGUGUCAAUUCAUUCCAACCAGGCGCUGGCCACUGUCGAGAAGUUCAAAUAUCUAGCGUCCUCCCUCGUCGACGGCGCGAAGCGCACUAUCGAAGGCAUACGCAUCAAUGGGGAUAAUUACCCCACCGCCAUCGCGGCCCUCAAGCUCAGGUACGGCCGGCCAGGUUUAUUGACGUCCGAGCACAUCGAUGGGCUACUAGCUCUUCGUCCGGUGACUUGUUCUGAACAGGUAUUCCAGUUAAGGCAUGUGCUUGGCGAGGUCUCAUUUCGCACGUCUGCGUUGGCGGCGUUGGACGUCCCCAAGGAGCACUACGCUGUUAUCCUUGAACGCGUCAUCACGCGGUGCCUUCGACGUGCCUUUCCGUAA